This is a messenger RNA of Peniophora sp. CBMAI 1063, 825 nucleotides long. The record is from the annotation of a GenBank genome assembly. Lineage: Eukaryota; Fungi; Basidiomycota; Agaricomycetes; Russulales; Peniophoraceae.
AUGAGUCAAUUCGGAGGUGGGCCCUACUACGGAAACGACGGAGGUGGCGCUGGUGGUGGGUAUCUCACGGGCGGUUCGCCGUUCGGUAGCGGUACAGGCAGCCCAGGAGGGGCUGAGAAGCGCACCGCGCUCUCGCACGCCAUCCGUCCCGUGACCAUCAAGCAACUUCACAAUGCUCACCAACAACACGGUGACGCGCCAUGGACCAUCGAGGGCGUCGAGACAGGUCAUAUGUCUAUCGUCGCUCAAGUAGUCAGUGUCAAGGCACAAGCGACCAAUACAGUAUAUUACCUGGACGAUGGCACAGGGCGUAUCGAAGCACGCCGUUGGCGCGACGCCAACAUGGACAAUAGCGUAGACCCAAAUGACCAAAUCUCUCCUGACAGCUGGGUGCGCGUUACUGGCGUACUGAAGAUAUACAACCAAAAACGCCACCUCAACCAUAUCACGCUGCAUGCUCUGACUGAUUUCAAUGAGCUAUGGUAUCAUCAGCUGGAUGUUAUCGUGGCUACCCUGACCUUCGAGAAGGGAUCGUCGACUGCACAGGGUGACGGGGACGGUCAAUAUUCCGGCAACGCGUCUGCUUACGCUGCCCAGUCUGGGGGCGGGGGUGAUGGAGAUCCCGGUCUCUCGGGUGUACAAAAGAUGAUAGUGGACUGGAUCAACUCUCAUGAUGAGGAUCCCGACGAUGGCUAUCAUAUUGGUGUCAUCUCCCGACAUGUUCACACCACUGAGCAAGCCUUUGCCGAUGCUCUGGAAGCACUCAUGGAGAAUGGUACCAUUUUCACGACCAUCGAUGAUACGCAUGUCGCUCUGGCGAGGUGA